UGUGGGCGUUUUUUCCUUCUCGGUCUUGACUUUUUUUUUUUUUUUGGGUGUUGCCUUUACAACUUUGGAGUUUCACCGGAGUGCUGCUAACAAGGACAGUCAAGUCGGAUACUUCCUGUAGCAACAUUUAAAACUUUUCGGACCACCGUCGAGGUCCCCCCGCUUUGUUUAUUCCGCACUUUUUCAGACGGUACGGGACCGCUUUAUUAUAGCCGCUGUUAGCCAGCUAAGCUAACGGACGCCGAGCUGCUGUAACGUCGGCUGAGUCGCCAGAGAGAGAGUCGUUCGAUGCAGGCCAUAAAGUGUGUGGUGGUGGGGGACGGGGCUGUGGGUAAAACUUGUCUGCUAAUCAGCUACACUACCAAUGCCUUCCCUGGAGAGUACAUCCCCACGGUCUUUGACAAUUACUCUGCCAAUGUGAUGGUUGAUGGGAAACCAGUGAACCUGGGACUGUGGGAUACAGCAGGACAGGAGGACUAUGACAGGCUCAGGCCACUGUCCUACCCGCAGACAGACGUGUUCCUGAUUUGCUUUUCACUCGUCAGUCCUGCCUCCUUUGAAAACGUCCGUGCCAAGUGGUACCCUGAGGUGAGGCACCAUUGCCCCAACACACCUAUAAUCCUGGUGGGAACCAAGCUGGAUCUAAGAGACGACAAGGACACCAUUGAGAAGCUGAAGGAGAAGAAACUCUCUCCUAUUAUCUACCCGCAAGGCUUGGCCAUGGCUAAAGAAAUAAGUGCAGUGAAAUACUUGGAGUGCUCAGCUUUGACCCAGCGUGGCCUUAAAACGGUGUUUGAUGAAGCCAUCAGGGCAGUCCUGUGCCCACCACCUGUCAAGAGAAGGAGGAGGAAGUGCAGCGUGUUGUAACGGGGAGCAGCAAAUACGGUCGAAAUCAGAACUCGCCUACUUGGAGGGAAGAAGACGGCUGGGUUAUUUUCACCCUGUGUCCUUGCUUACAUAGAAGCUUUGGUAGAUCAGACUUCCAUCUGAAAGAACUUUACAGAUUUAAGCAGCGCAGAAGAGUUUCUGUCAGAUCUUUUCUCUGGGUUUGCAUCUGUUUAGUCCUUUCAGAUGGACAGGAAAGAAGUGAUUUUUGCUAAGGCCUCGGGGAACGGGAGGGCAGGGGAUGUAAUUGUUGAGCUGGGGAGAGAGGGAGGAUUUUACUAAAAGAAAAACAAAAGUCGUCAGUUUUCUCAGACAUUGUGAAGAAACACUACCUGAAGGUGAAUUUCUCGUGACACUACCGUAGAUUUAACACUAAAAGAAGGAAGUUCUGCACGGCACUCUAUCCCCUACACACUAAGAGAUUCCUGUUGCCUUGAUAAAAUUUUAGUUUUAAGAGGUAAAGAGAUUUUUUUAGAAAUUUUUUUUUUUUUUUUUUUUUUUUCCUCCAUUGGACCAUUUUUGUUUACACGUGUCAUCCAACUAGAGGUGCUGUGAAAACUGCCAUCUCUUGCUAGUCCCUCUGUGAACACUUUAAUACUGUUUUUACCUGCACAGCGUGUCGUCAUGCAGUUGUGAAGAAACCCUUUAAACCCUAAAAUGACUGCGAUAAAUUUUUGAAGCUGCUGCUCAGAAUAAUUGCAAGAGUGCAGUGAUCAAACAUUAAAGAGACGGUGUCUGGUUAAUAUUUUUAACAUUUAGUUGUCUUGUUCCUUAAUGUUAUUUCUAAAUGUAUCCAUCGGUCUUGUCUCAUCAUAUGUGAGCACAGUAUUUUAUGAAUGACGGUCAGACAUGUGAAGGUAUCUGUGCAGCCGGUCUUGUUUUGCUCUCCUUCUUUAUUUUUCCUUUAAAGUUGUGGCCGUUUUUCCUAGCUUUCACCAAAUUCUCACCCAGACGAUGCUUCUUGCUAGUAUGUGAUACCCACUGUGUCAUAGCCAUCAUGGAAGUGUGUAACAUUUCAUUUUGAACCCAUCUAUUACUGUCUAUUAUGAAGCCAGUGAAGUAAUUUUUGAAGGUCAGAGCUGAUUUGAAUGCAUUUUGUUUUACAAUAUAAACUUAAGUAACAGAAAAUUUAUUAUUUUGAAAUGAUCAAGUUGUGCGAUUGCUCCAGGGAACUCAACAUUUUAUCAGUGUUUCAUUGGCACAGAGGAAGUUGGAUUUAAUUUCUUAAUAAAUGUGGUUUCAUUUUCACAUUGUAA
This is a messenger RNA of Pelmatolapia mariae (spotted tilapia), 2141 nucleotides long. RefSeq names its product ras-related C3 botulinum toxin substrate 1. Gene Ontology annotation, cellular component: cell projection; cytoplasmic vesicle; cytoskeleton. Gene Ontology annotation, biological process: cortical cytoskeleton organization; regulation of actin cytoskeleton organization; engulfment of apoptotic cell. The record is from RefSeq and is a predicted model, not a curated record. Gene Ontology annotation, molecular function: GTP binding; protein kinase binding; GTPase activity. The transcript is spliced from 6 exons. Lineage: Eukaryota; Metazoa; Chordata; Actinopteri; Cichliformes; Cichlidae. Bases 289 to 867 code for a protein of 192 amino acids.